GAUCUCUAGCGGAGAAAGGGAAUGGGAAAGGGGCAAAAAAGGAGGGCCAGGGGAGGGGAAGGGACUGCAGUCCGGGAACGUUUUGGGGGAGCUAGGACCCUAAGGAACAGGACCUGGCAUUGGUGGAAAGUCUAGACGGGCAGGAGCUGCCCACCGCUCAGAGAGAGCUUUCAUUUAUCUGGGAAGGGAGCAGACGGAGCAGAGAGGGAGAAGACAGAGUUCACGCCGAAGUGGAUGGAAGGGGGUUCGGGUUUCCGCGGCGCGGGGAGUCGGGAGCCCGGACCAUGGCGCUGAGAGCGGCGCGGAGCGGCUGCGCGCCCCAGGACGCGCUUCCUCGCGGAGGACCAGCGGGAGUCCGGAGCCGCUGCGCAGAGGAACCAACUUGUGGCUCCAGACCGUCCCCAACGCAGCUGGAAAGGAGAUCAAAGCUGCAGUUUCAUCCCUGAAGGAUGCGAGGAGCCAGUGAUUAGAGAUCUUUUUUUUUUUUCUUUCUAUCUUUUAACGCUCUUCAUUCCUGUUUAUCAUUACACCUUUUUUAAAGGAAAAAAAAUAUAUGUGUGUGUGUGUUUCGUUUUGUUUUAUUUUUAUUUUUAUUUUUUAUUUUUUUAAUUUAUCUAACACCACGUCAGUCCGUUCACUGGGCUCCCCCUGUUUGAAAUAAAAGCCCAGUCUGAACUUCCACCACCGCCGCGGGGACUCCAGAUCUGCGGCCGGCUGAUGGAGAAGGGGACACCCGAGCUAGCCGGGGCUGCUGGCGUCUCCCUGGUGACCCCCGCCGCGCUCGCCCAGUUCAGCUCUACCUGGAGGACCUGGACCCAGUGGGGGAGGGGACCCAGCAAAAGCCACCCGGAGCCUUAAAAAAAAAAAGUAGCUGACCGGGGGCGGAACGGGUUUGUUCUUGACAGCUGACGGAGCCUUGAAAUUUUCCUCCUCUACCUCCGCCCCCUCCCCCGCCCCUGCCCCCCGCACUCCAUUUAACGUGAGAUUAUGAAAUCGCAGAGGCGGCGGAGGGAAGACGACGGGAUCUAACAGGGAGUUUGGAGGGGCGAGGGGGAAGGUGGCUGGCUGGGUGGCUGAAAUCAAAAAUCCAAUUGCGCACUGGGUUGUGAUGAGAAAUCUAAUCAGAUCUUUGUCGAAGGGGCCGGCCGGAAGGAUAGCCGGUGGGGGCAGUUGAUCCCUAAAUUCUCCGAAGGGAAAGCUGGGGAAGGGAAUCGAGGAUGUAAAGAAAAGACUUUUUGUUCUUUUUUUCUUUUCUUUUCUUUUUUCUUUUUCUUUUUUCUUUUCUUUCUUUUUUUUUUUUUUCAUUUUUUUUUUAAUCCUGGAGGAGGUGGCUGUUGGAUGCCUUGCUAAAAUGAAGGAUGCGGGACGCAGCUCUCUCUUGGAGCAGACCGCAGAGGAUAAACUGAUGGUGCCAGCGAGAAGAAAGAAUGAACCUUUUUCUUGUGAGACCUGGAUCGUAACAUAAAUGUGUAUAUGGCCACACGGGGAGCAUUGGGGGAAAAUGAAAUAAGCUGAUGUCAGACCUGCGGGGUUCUAGUGUGUUCUGACAUAAAUAAAUAAUCAUAAAAAAGCUGUCCCCCUCCCCCAAGGAUGUUUGGAAAUGGAGAACUGAGGAUUCACAAAGAAAAAGUGUGCUCGUUUUUCUCUUUAAAGGAGAAAGUACGCCAAGGAGAUAUUUUUGGAAUGAAAAGUUUGGAGUCUUUUUUUAGGAAAGUAAAGACCUGAUAUAUAUUUUUUUUCUUCUUAAAUUUCCCACAAGAGGAAAGGAAAUUAAUAAUACAUAUUGCAAAAGAAAUUUCACUGAAGAAAAGUUGACCGUUGAAGAACGAAGCAUUGAUUGGGAAAGAAAUCAGCAGAGGACUCUUGGAUCGGUGCCCGUGUUGACUAAAAUUGAAGGAUAAUUGCAGUUGGAUUUUUUUUUUUUCUUUCACCACCAACCUCCUUUUUGCUUUCUUUCUCCUUUUCUUUUUGGUGUCAAGACCAUGCCUUCUUUCUUGUUCUUAACCACCUGGAUUUCCCUCGGGAUGUAGCUGUGCUGAAAUACAGUUGGCAAACACGUUGCCUAUUUACUGCAUUGAGACCCCAAUGGAGAACAAGGCUGCCAGCAGAAGGUGUAGCCCAGAUUAAAGGUGUAUCUCCCCAUCUCAAAAGAUCCAGAUUCAAGGCUGUUUGAACUCCAGAAGGACCAAUACCAGAUAAAUUAUGAAUGUUGAACAAGAUGACCUUACAUCCACAGCAGAUAAUGAUAGGUCCUAGGUUUAACAGGGCCCUAUUUGACCCCCUGCUUGUGGUGCUGUUGGCUCUUCAACUUCUUGUGGUGGCUGGUCUGGUUCGGGCUCAAACCUGCCCUUCAGUGUGCUCUUGCAGCAACCAGUUCAGCAAGGUGAUUUGUGUUCGGAAAAAUCUUCGUGAGGUUCCUGAUGGCAUCUCCACCAACACAAGGCUGCUGAACCUCCAUGAGAACCAAAUCCAGAUCAUCAAAGUGAACAGCUUCAAGCACUUGAGGCACUUGGAAAUUCUCCAGUUGAGCAGGAACCAUAUUCGAACCAUUGAAAUUGGGGCCUUCAAUGGUCUGGCGAACCUCAACACUCUGGAACUCUUUGACAAUCGUCUUACCACCAUACCGAAUGGAGCUUUUGUAUAUUUGUCUAAACUGAAGGAGCUCUGGUUGCGGAACAACCCCAUUGAAAGCAUCCCUUCCUAUGCUUUUAAUAGAAUCCCUUCUUUGCGACGCCUAGACUUAGGGGAACUGAAAAGGCUUUCGUACAUCUCGGAAGGGGCCUUUGAAGGUCUGUCCAACUUGAGGUAUUUGAACCUUGCAAUGUGCAACCUCCGGGAAAUCCCUAACCUCACUCCGCUCAUCAAACUAGAUGAGCUAGAUCUUUCCGGGAACCAUUUGUCUGCCAUCAGGCCUGGCUCUUUUCAGGGGUUGAUGCACCUUCAAAAACUGUGGAUGAUACAGUCUCAGAUUCAAGUGAUUGAACGGAAUGCCUUUGAUAACCUUCAGUCACUAGUGGAGAUCAACCUGGCACACAACAAUCUAACAUUGCUGCCUCACGAUCUCUUCACACCCUUGCAUCAUCUAGAGAGGAUACACCUUCAUCACAACCCAUGGAACUGUAACUGUGACAUACUGUGGCUCAGCUGGUGGAUAAGAGACAUGGCCCCCUCCAACACAGCCUGCUGUGCCAGGUGUAACACUCCCGCCAAUCUGAAGGGGAGGUACAUCGGAGAGCUGGACCAGAAUUACUUCACUUGUUAUGCUCCCGUCAUUGUAGAGCCCCCCGCAGAUCUCAACGUCACUGAAGGCAUGGCGGCUGAGCUAAAAUGCCGGGCCUCUACGUCCCUGACUUCCGUAUCUUGGAUUACUCCAAAUGGAACAGUAAUGACUCACGGGGCAUACAAAGUGCGGAUAGCUGUGCUCAGCGAUGGCACGUUAAAUUUCACAAAUGUGACUGUGCAAGACACAGGCAUGUACACGUGUAUGGUGAGUAAUUCUGUUGGCAACACUACCGCUUCGGCCACCUUGAACGUCACUGCGGCAACCACUACUCCUUUCUCGUACUUUUCAACUGUAACAGUGGAGACUAUGGAACCUUCUCAGGAUGAGGCACGGACCACAGAUAACAAUGUGGGCCCCACUCCAGUGAUCGAUUGGGAGACCACCAAUGUAACCACAUCUCUUACGCCACAGAGCACAAGGUCGACAGAGAAAACAUUCACCAUCCCAGUAACUGACAUCAACAGUGGAAUCCCAGGAAUUGAUGAGGUCAUGAAAACGACCAAGAUCAUUAUUGGGUGUUUUGUGGCCAUCACACUCAUGGCUGCCGUGAUGCUGGUCAUUUUCUACAAGAUGAGGAAACAGCACCAUAGGCAAAAUCACCAUGCACCAACAAGGACUGUUGAAAUCAUCAACGUGGAUGAUGAGAUCACUGGGGACACGCCCAUGGAAAGCCACCUGCCCAUGCCUACAAUCGAGCAUGAGCACCUAAACCAUUAUAACUCUUACAAAUCUCCCUUCAACCACACAACAACAGUAAACACAAUAAAUUCAAUACACAGUUCAGUGCAUGAACCGUUAUUGAUUCGAAUGAACUCUAAAGACAAUGUACAAGAGACUCAGAUAUAAAACAUUUACAGUUACAAAAAACAAUCAAAAAAAGACAAUUUAUUAAAAAAAAUGACACAAAUGACUGGGCUAAAUCUUCUGUUUCAAAAAAAAGUGUCUUUACAAAAAAAACAAAAAAGAAAAGAAAUUUAUUUAUUAAAAAUUCUAUUGUGAUCUAAAGCAGACAAAAUUAUGUGUAUUCCUCAGAACCUGUUUUUGCUGCACUUACUAUUUUCCCACACCUCCUCCCUCCCUUCCCUGAUUGCCAUAUUUUUCAUAGAUCUCAAUUCCCCAAAGAACUGGUCUAGGAAAUUUUGUAAGAAUUCUGUUACACUUUGAGAUUUUUAUGGUGAAUUCUAGUGGUGAGAUCCAGUCUAUUUUGUCUCUUUCUCUCUCUAGUUUUUUCAUUAUUUUUUUUCCUUCAUGCCCUUAUGAAAUAGUCCAAUGGGGAAUGCAAUAUUAGAAAUAGAUUUUUAAGAAAGAAUGAGGAAAAGUGGAAGAACUUAUAUUUUUCAUGUAAUGACCUGUUCUGUAUUUAUGAGGAGGAUAUUCUGUGGAGAAAGAAACAAAAGUAAGCAAACAACAGAUUAAUUUACAUAUGAGCAUCUAUAAAACCCAUGACUUUUAAAAAGAAAACUCUAGAACCAGAAUUUGUAGUUCAAAACUUAAAUUAAGAUUAUAAAUAAAAUAUUGUUGGUUUUUCUGUACCUGGACAUAGCUCAUUUGUAAUCUAGUGUAGACAUGAAAAACCUGAAGGGGAUUAGAUUCCUUAUUUUCUAAGAAAGAUAAUACUACAGUCCUCUGUAGUUACAGCAUUAUUUUCUACAUGCCUCUGUUGCUUUAUUUGGCCUAAGUUGCACAUCAGUAAUCAAAGAUGCUAUGAUAUUCUUGCCUUCUCAGUAGUACUGUCCUUUAUAAAGUUUUUGGAUAAAAGAUAACAGUUUAUGAAAUACAUUUGACUCAAGAAGAGAGAAAACACCACUGAUAUAUCUGCUUCUGUAUGAAGGAGAUUCCACAGACCAGAUGAAGUAUUAACACAAAAGUGUGGACAUUCUAAAUUCCUCACAGUUUACAAAGAAUUUUUGGUUCUGAGUGUUACCAAAUUUAGUUCAAUUCAAUGAAAAUUAUCACAGAGUUAAAAUGGGCUAAAUGGUCACUUGGGUACACAAAUAACAAGGCCUCAUUCCUGAUUCCUUAGAAACUGCAUCAUUUUCAAGGAUUAUUCUAAGUGUUUUACUAAGCACUAGCCCCAACUUUUGGCUUUUAGGUAAGUGACAAAUUGUUGUAAUUAUAGAAACUUACUGGCCUCAUGGUCUCUCAAAUGUUAUGGUAAGAGAUGAUUUUUCUCCAUUUGAAUUCUGAUUCCAAGGCUGUAGGAGAAUAUCAUACUGGGGUAUCUUGUAAUCAUGGGCACGUAUGAAGAGAUAGCAAGGCUGGUGCAGUAGCAAUUCACUCCGGCUUCCUUUAAAGGAUGUGGACAUGUCACUUAAGAGGACACAAACUAGCUUCCAAAAAGAAAAGGAGAAACUCGCUGGUUGCGAAGGUUCGCACUCUCCUGAUAUUUUAAUAAACUAUCUGUAUGACCUUCAUCUUUUUGUCUGCAGUGCAGCACACACACACACACACACACAGUUUUUUCUCACUGGCCUCAAAACUUGUCCUCUCCCCCAAAGUGAGGUGUGAAGAAGGAUUGACUGCACUGAAAAACACAUCUGCUAAGGGAUCAACAGCCUUAAUAUUCACACUUAAUUCUACCAUCUAAAGCUCAUGCCAUUUUCUGUUGUAUCCAGGUGUGAAGAACCAAUCGUUUUUAGCAAUGUAGGUUAGAAAGAUGGAAGGAAGAGUUAUCAAAUGAAUGCAAGUACACAAAAAUCCUUUUUCUAUUCUUGAGUCACACAGCUGUAGGCUUUGCUCUGCUGUAUCUCCUGCUUCCCUUUGUUGCAGUAGACUCAGGAAAAGGAAAGCAUGUAUAAACUGUCAUCUGUCAAUUUACCAUGUAUUGAAUACACUGUAAUGCUGUGUUUUGCAGCAGCAUAUCACAUAUAUGGCAUGGCAUGUGGGCGCAUAUACAUACAAACAGAGAUACAUACUCUUACACAUACAUAUAUAUUUUGAGUAUCAAACUUGCUCUAGUACAAAACAGAGCAGUACUAAAGAGUGGGGAAAUGGGUUUUACCUUCCUUACUUAACACUAUUCCUGGUUUAUGCUUAUAGACUUCUGCCUAUUGACACUCUUUCAUUUUGAGCUCAUAGUUAUUAUAUAAGGUUAAACCUAAAAUAUCCUAACCACUGAAUGUAUGGAUUGGCUAAACAGUUAUUGGACAGAUUUUUACUAAAUACAAUGAAAUCCAAGCUUGCACACACACACACAAUUCCACGACAAAACCAAACCUAUGAUACAUGCAGCCAGAAUAUUAUGGUAGCUCAGAAUAAAACACUUUAGAAAUAAAAUAUGUUUAUGAAAGAUUUAACCUAAUCAAAUUAAGCUAUAUUGCAAAUUCAAGCUUGUUUCACAACCUGUUUUCACUACAACUAUAGGAAUUAAGGGUAAAGUGCUAUUACACACACAUAUACGGAAACUGAAGUUGAGUCUAGAUCUUUUCUGUUUAAUUAUAUUCAUAUUUUCUCAUUAGUUUACUAAUAACUUAAUUUUCUAGAGACAUAGCCUGACUUUCUUGGUGAGAAAAAAAUCCUAUCUGAUCACUUACACAUCCUGGCAUCAAAGCAAUUUACUUGUAUGCACAUUCUUUCAUCCUAUGUAAAGUCAACAUCAACUCGCCAACUAACUGAAUGAAAGAUUCUGGGAAGCACACAGACACACUAAUAUAUCACUUAGAAACACCCAGGCUAAGGAAACCCAACAGCAGUGUAUACGUGUGUGUGUGUGUGUGUGUGUGUGUGUGUGUGUGUGUGUGUGUAUUUUGGGGGUCAUAUUGUUCACAAACAUUUCUGAAAAAAAGAUUUAUUGGGAAUGAAAUCUAUAUACUUGACAUUGACUAGUCUCUCAAAUUAUACAGCACUUGUGUAGAUGCACAUACUCUGACAAAAUGUUGGAAGAAUUUGGAUAUCUCAAACAGAUACGCUCUGGUAUAGCUCAGUAAUUUUUCUCAUGUUCCAAAUAUCCUCAUUUCUAAUGUUUUACAUAGGUCCUUGAAACAGGAAACAGCAAUGAGUAACUUUUAUUUUUUUAUUUUAUUUUAUUUUAUUUUUUGAUGAGUAACUUUUAAAGAAAAAUGUUCAUCCUUAUGAUCUGAGAAUCAAAAUUCUGGAUAAUAUUGAAGAUGUGUAAACUGUAAUAUCAUGAAUAAAGAUAUGCCAGGAAAGGACGAAAGAAGUGUUACAACAUUGUGCAGUGAGAAGUAAUAAAGCAUUUUAAUAGCUGGACUUAAAAUAUGAGAGACAUGUAAGAUAGUGCUCUUAGAGCACACAGCCUUUCCAGGCUACAUAUUAACCAAAGCAGAAAAAAUAAUUCCACACUCUGACUUAAUAUAAUCUUAAUGGUAUUUAGAUAAAUGAAAAACUCAGAGAAAUUUCUUCAGACACAUCACUCGGAAGCAAUUUUAAUAUUAAUUUUUACUUUUUAAAUAUUAAUCACAGGUUAUUGACUUUGUAUCCCAACUCAUUCCCUUUCAUCCCUCUCUCCCUCAUCUCCUCCCUGUCUGUUUCUAAGGCCACUACUAUGGGAGGUCCUCCUCCCCUCCUUUCUACCCUAGCUUAGCAGGUGAUGCACUCAGUUGCUAGUGGCUUCAUCCUACAUGUUUCAGCAAGAAACUUGAAGUUAAUUCCCAAAUUCAAUAUCACUGACAAAACAUAUGAAUGUCUAGAAUGAGUCAUUUUCUUCUAGGAAGGCAACUGUUUCUCUUCAAAUACAGUAGCAUAAAGUCCAAUCUUUAAAAAGAAUAGAGCUCCUUCUCACAUGAUAUACAUUUUCUUAUUUGAUUAGAAUGUGAUUUCUACACAGCAGAUAAGCUUUGAACACCCCCAAUAGUCUAAACAGUUGUCUUCAAACACUGAGAUACCUUCUGUUUCUCUUAGUUUAUUAAGAUAAAAUCAGGAUUGCUUCAAGCUCUCUGUUGGGCUGGAAGCAGCUUUGAUGCUAUUGUUUUUCUAAAUUCCAGCAAUAUGAAGAACAAGAUAUAUGGCAGUGGGAGAGACAAAAGAUAUUUUAAAAAUUAAUAUAGCAUACUAUCAGUCAGGUC
This is a messenger RNA of Meriones unguiculatus (Mongolian gerbil), 8307 nucleotides long. RefSeq names its product leucine rich repeat containing 4C (gene Lrrc4c). Bases 2207 to 4129 code for a protein of 640 amino acids. The transcript is spliced from 4 exons. Lineage: Eukaryota; Metazoa; Chordata; Mammalia; Rodentia; Muridae. Gene Ontology annotation, molecular function: cell-cell adhesion mediator activity. Gene Ontology annotation, cellular component: postsynaptic density membrane; glutamatergic synapse; plasma membrane. The record is from RefSeq and is a predicted model, not a curated record. Gene Ontology annotation, biological process: regulation of axonogenesis; synaptic membrane adhesion; modulation of chemical synaptic transmission.